Messenger RNA from Folsomia candida, 1246 nucleotides. RefSeq lists its product as uncharacterized. NCBI's taxonomy places the organism in Eukaryota, Metazoa, Arthropoda, Collembola, Entomobryomorpha, Isotomidae. Bases 113 to 1087 code for a protein of 324 amino acids. The transcript is spliced from 5 exons. The record is from RefSeq and is a predicted model, not a curated record.
AUUUGAGGCCGCUCGACUUCCAACGAGACCGAAUGAGACUCAAUUCAAAAAUCAAUAAUCUCUGGAUAAUAUUUUAAUCUGGCAUACAAUUUAUAACUCGAUUGAUAUUGCAAUGGACUACAAAUUAUUAGUUGAAAAGGUGGAUUUAAUGAGCGAACAAAUAUCCUUGCUUCAAAAUUACAUUGAAAUUAAAUUUGGGCUUGAUUAUAAAGUGUACUGCAAAAAACGGAGGAGACGGAGAGAAAAAGAGCAAGACAAUAAUACAUCUAACAAUGAUGGAAGAAUAACAAGGCAAAAACAGACACCAGUUCCAGCAGGCGAAUCUUCGUCAGUGCUUACCGUCACUGCAGGUCAAAAGGAUAAUUCGUCAAUUGGAAAUAUAGAAGACGAUGAAGACUUUUCUAUGAAUUUUGAGACUGUCGACAUAAAAGUUGAAAAAUUAGACGACGAAGAUGUCGAACCAUUCUGUGUCGGUGGAGACCAUGACCUGGUGGAUGUGGUUGGUGGGAGGCAAAUUUGUGACGACGACGAUGGGGACAACAGUGAAAUUCAUAAUAAUGACGAUGAGUUCUUGGUUACCCUAUCAGAUGAAUAUCUCUCGUCCUCUGAUUCAUCCAGUAAAGUCAACAGAAGGAAAAAGAAAAGUUUUGCUGGGUCACGAUCCUUGAAUUCUAUACGUAGAGAUUCGUCUUCUGUCGAGGGACAAGCUAAAAGUAAUGGAUCAUCAUCAACUAAGCCAGUACGAUUUGAUCCUAUAGAGAUCGGUGACCCCCUCCGCCACUCUCAGUAUGGGAUUACAUACAAAUUAUCCAAACGGGAUAAAGCCAAAGAAUCUCUUGUUCUUGACAAUUAUGUCUUCACUUUAAAUGCAUUUCGUUCUGGGACGAAGUAUUGGUUAUGCUCAGGGAGGGUGAGAGGUUGCAAAGCAAGGAUUGUACAGCAACCGGAUGGAAAACCUACGCUGACACAUAAUAUUCACCCACAUCCACCUCCACCACCGGAAGAUCCAAAUAAAAAGAGAAGAAAACGGAAAAAAAUAGUCAAGGACCCAGCAGUGGUGCAGCAGCAAUGUUCCAACAUUGUUUAGUAUAUAUACAUUGUGCGACAUUAAUCAUCACACAAUGAACAAUAUACCUAAUAUACAACUUGUUACGUUAUAUUUGUAAAACGGAAUACUGUUUAGUGUUUUGAUGAUUAUUUUGUAAAAUAAAUGCAUCUAUAGAAUGCUUUCUCUGGAAAAUACCUA